GCGCGGGGCGCGGGGCGUGGAGGGGGGCGGGCGGCCUCCCCGGCAUCUUCGCGGCGACCAAGGACGAGCGGGCAGGGGAACGACCGGGAUGGCGCGUCCGCGGCCCCGCGAGUACAAAGCGGGAGACCUGGUGUUCGCCAAGAUGAAGGGCUACCCGCACUGGCCCGCCCGGAUUGACGAACUCCCAGAGGGAGCUGUGAAGCCUCCAGCCAACAAGUAUCCUAUCUUCUUUUUUGGUACCCAUGAAACUGCAUUUCUAGGUCCUAAAGACCUUUUCCCAUAUAAGGAAUACAAAGACAAGUUUGGAAAGUCAAACAAACGGAAAGGAUUUAAUGAAGGAUUAUGGGAAAUUGAAAAUAACCCAGGAGUGAAAUUUACUGGGUACCAGACAAUUCAGCAACAGAGCUCUUCAGAAACUGAGGGAGAAGGUGGAAAUACUGCAGAUGCGAGCAGUGAGGAAGAAGGAGACAGAGUAGAAGAUGGAAAAGGCAAAAGGAAGAAUGAGAAAGGAGGCGCAAAACGGAAAAAGUCCUACACUUCAAAGAAGUCUUCUAAACAGUCCCGGAGAUCUCCCGGAGAUGAGGAUGAGAAAGACUGCAAAGAAGAGGAAAACAAAAGCAGCUCGGAGGGCGGAGACGCCGGCAGUGACACCAGGAACGCGACUUCAGACUUGCAGAAAGCCGGGGAAGGGACCUAACUACCGUAAGAAUGCUGCAUAUUGAGAGAAACCACAAGAAGGUUAACUGUUUGAUUGUCUAAUUCCUGGAUUUGAUAUGAACCGACAGUCUUUGUUGUCAUUGACAGAACCCCACCCAGUGUGUGUGUGUGUGUGUGCAUUAUUCACAUUCCUCUCUGUUCUGUUGAAGGGAAAAAAAAAAAGACAUUUUGACCUUUUUUAAGGUUAUUGACUUAAUUUUGUGUUACUUGGUUGCAUGAAGUUGCCCUUAACCACUAAGAAUUGUCAAGAUUUUUGCACAGACUUUUCCAUGUCUAGGCUCCUUUUCCAAGGCAGUUCUGGUCAUCAGCUUCCUGCCUUUAUCCCACCAUCAUCAAAUACUCAGUUAAAUAGUAAUUCAUAUUUUUUAGAUGACUACUCAACAUAAUACUUAAGAAUGGGAUUUUCUUUCUAACAGAACCCAAGAGCCAACUCCUAGAUAUAUAUUGUUGGUAUAUUGGAGAUGAAAUGAAAGUCAUCUUUCAAUUUGAAGGCCAUGUGUAAAGUUUAACCAUAUUGUACAAUACCUGUUCUGUAUUAGAAAUAGAUAGUUGAACUUACACUUCUCAAAACUCAUGUUGCUGUGUACACAAACUAAGUGUAUAUGUGAACCUAGUGAGUCUUUUUGUGUUAGACCAAAAUAAAGCAAGGAUUUAUUUUUUCCCAAUGCCAAUAUGAUUUGAGCUAAUCACUCAAGGUGGUCACUUUACACUUGAAAGCUGAAAUCAGCAGGAGCACUAUGGGAAACCAGACAAAGCAUUGACUCUUGAAUAUAGACUUUUAAUAAACUUUUCUUUUGGAACUAGAAUCAGAGUAGUUAACAUUCAUCUGCAAAUGAUUAUUAUGUGUACAUUAUUGUCGCUAUUGUGAUACUAGAGAGUCUUAUUUAUUUUUAUGCCAGCUUAUACUGUGAGAACACAUUAGUCAGUUGGGUUUCAUCAAUUCUGUUAUGCUCGUCCUUGGAACAUCUCUUCCGUGUGUGUUUGAGGUUUGUAGCUGAAAAGUUUACUGUAAAAAAAAAAUCAAAAACAAAAAAAAUGUAUUGUUUUUACAGAAUAAAUUUAUUGGAAUGUGUA
Messenger RNA from Peromyscus eremicus (cactus mouse), 1791 nucleotides. RefSeq names its product HDGF like 3 (gene Hdgfl3). Lineage: Eukaryota; Metazoa; Chordata; Mammalia; Rodentia; Cricetidae. Gene Ontology annotation, biological process: regulation of transcription by RNA polymerase II. Gene Ontology annotation, cellular component: nucleus. The transcript is spliced from 6 exons. Gene Ontology annotation, molecular function: transcription coregulator activity; double-stranded DNA binding. Bases 89 to 697 code for a protein of 202 amino acids. The record is from RefSeq and is a predicted model, not a curated record.